Neopelma chrysocephalum (saffron-crested tyrant-manakin) is the source of this 575-nucleotide messenger RNA. Its product is annotated as mucin-5AC-like. The annotation marks the transcript as partial. NCBI's taxonomy places the organism in Eukaryota, Metazoa, Chordata, Aves, Passeriformes, Pipridae. The record is from RefSeq and is a predicted model, not a curated record. The transcript has a single exon.
UGUGAACCCGAAGUCUGCACCUGGAGCGAAUGGUUCGACGUCGACUUCCCCUCCGCGGGGCCCAACCAGGGAGACUUUGAAACCUACCAGCACAUCCGGGCCGCCGGGAAGCGCGUCUGCCAGCGUCCAAAGGAGAUCGAGUGCCGGGCGGAGGACUACCCCGACGUUGCCAUCCAACAGGUCGGGCAGGUCGUGCAGUGCGACGUCCACUACGGGCUGGUGUGCAAGAACGAGGACCAGACUGGAAAAUUCAAGAUGUGCCUCAACUACAGGAUACGCGUCCUCUGCUGCACCCCGAACUACAACUGCGUAAGCCCCAUCACCAGCCCCACCACCAGCCCCACCACCACCACCACCAGGCCCACACCAAGCAGCACGCUCCCAACCUCCACCUCAGUCACGACCUCCACCUCCACCUUCCACUCUUCCACCACGCUGCCCACCUCCUCAGAAACCACGUCCACUUCCACCACCACCACCAGCCCCACGCCAACCCCUCCCACAACCACUCCCACCGUGAGCUCCACCACGUCCACCACCCCCUGUGAACCCGAAGUCUGCACCUGGAGCGAAUG